Solea solea (common sole) is the source of this 6626-nucleotide messenger RNA. RefSeq names its product serine/threonine-protein kinase 4-like. The record is from RefSeq and is a predicted model, not a curated record. Gene Ontology annotation, biological process: regulation of MAPK cascade; intracellular signal transduction; protein phosphorylation. Gene Ontology annotation, molecular function: protein serine/threonine kinase activity; ATP binding. The transcript has 11 exons. Lineage: Eukaryota; Metazoa; Chordata; Actinopteri; Pleuronectiformes; Soleidae. Gene Ontology annotation, cellular component: cytoplasm. The coding region runs from base 361 to 1851 and encodes 496 amino acids.
CUCCUCACUUCCGGGGUUUUUUCCACUCUUGUGUUGUGGCGGCGUUUUGUCAAACGGCUCUUAACUUGUCCGGGAUGAAGCAGGCGGCGGAGAGACGGCACCGGGGUGGAGACGGUUCACCGUCAGUGACGCGACUUACCGAACCAUGACCGGACCCGGUAUAUAUGCGUGUGUGUUUCUGUGAGUGCGUGUGUGUGCGCGCGUGCGUUUCUGUGAGCGGGCUAACUGCCGUUAGCCGUCGCCGCUAGCGUUAGCAAGUGAGUUUGAAUCGUUGAAACUCGGGAGUCGAGUCCGAGCAGACGGAGAAGACAGAGACGGAGACGGAGACAGAGACAGAGAGGAGACAGAGACAGAGACAACAUGGAGAACAAGGACAAAGUUCAGAUGAGGAGCCAUCCUCGCAGACAGCUGAAGAAGCUGAGUGAGGACAGUCUCACCAAACAGCCCGAGGAAGUCUUUGAUGUCCUGGAGAAGCUGGGUGAAGGGUCGUAUGGCAGCGUGUUUAAAGCCAACUACAAAGAGAUGGGGGAGAUCGUAGCCAUCAAACAAGUUCCCGUGGAGUCCGACCUUCAGGAGAUCAUCAAGGAAAUCUCCAUCAUGCAGCAGUGCAACAGUCCUCAUGUGGUCAGGUACUAUGGCAGCUACUUCAAAAACAGUGACCUGUGGAUCGUCAUGGAAUACUGUGGAGCCGGAUCAGUGUCUGAUAUCAUCAGAAUACGCAACAAGACGUUAACGGAAGACGAGAUCGCCACCAUCCUGCAGUCGACGCUGAAGGGUCUGGAGUAUCUUCACUUCAUGAGGAAGAUCCACAGAGACAUCAAAGCAGGAAAUAUCCUGCUCAACUCGGAGGGUCAGGCCAAACUGGCUGACUUUGGAGUUGCUGGACAACUCACAGACACAAUGGCGAAAAGAAACACGGUCAUUGGCACACCGUUCUGGAUGGCUCCUGAAGUCAUCCAGGAGAUCGGCUACAACUGCGUGGCCGACCUUUGGUCUUUGGGGAUAACGGCGAUCGAGAUGGCCGAGGGGAAGCCGCCCUACGCUGACAUCCACCCGAUGAGGGCCAUCUUCAUGAUCCCGACCAACCCUCCGCCCACGUUCCGCAACCCGGACCUUUGGUCGGAAGCGUUUCAGGACUUUGUCGGACAGUGUUUGGUGAAAAACCCCGAGAAAAGAGCGACUGCCACACAACUGUUACAGCAUCCGUUCAUCAAGUCAGCCAAACCCAGCUCCAUCCUCCGAGCGCUGAUCACAGACGCCAUGGAGAUCAAACUGAAGAGACAAGAGGAGGCGGAGCAGAGGGAACUAGACGACGACGACAAUUCGGAUGAAGAUGAGGUGGACCAGGGGACGAUGGUGCGGACGGGGACAGGAGACUCCGGAACCAUCCGAGCCGUGGGCUCGUCAACGGGUUCGCUCAGCGGGACGGCGCGGACCAUGAUCGAGCAUGACGACACGGGGACCAUGCAGUCACAGCUGGGCACCAUGGUCAUCAACUCUGACGACGAUGAGGACGAGGACGAAGGCGGGACGAUGAAAAGGAGAGACGAGACGAUGCAGCCGGCGAAGCCGUCCUUCCUCGAGUACUUUGAGCAGAAAGAGAAGGAGGCCAAUGGCCGUAAUGAUGGAGGUGGAAGAGGAGACAACAAAGCAGACAACCGCAAACUGCCCUGUGAAGGAGACCUUGAAGUGGUCAGCACGUGGUCGGUGGAGGAGCUGCGGCUGAGACUCGCCUCCCUGGACCCUCAGAUGGAGCAGGAGAUUGAGGAGAUCCGUCAGCGCUACCAGGCCAAGAGGCAGCCCAUCAUGGACGCCAUCGAGGCCAAGAAACGGCAGCAGCAGAACUUCUGAGGAGCCCACCGAGCUCCUCGCACCAGCACCUGUGCAACGCAGCAGGUUUGUGAAUUGACACUCGAAGGCGGCGCUGACGUUUCAGUCGCCUCUAAACUGGUCCGAGAGACGAUACGGGUGGCUGUGAUGUCUAGAUAAUGGAAACUGAGAAGACGUCCGACGUUCUUUUCUGACAGAUUUUUAGUGAAGCCGUCGAUCCUUUUCUGAGACGACAUUGGAGAACGUCUUUUUGAUAUCGUCAGCUGAUCUGCAUUCAUCAGUUUCUCUCCACUCCUCUUAAUCUCUUAAUCUACUUUCUCUCUGUACUCUUGUGGUACAUUUACCUGCCGACUGUUGAGUUUAGAGGUACGCUUCACUAACUUCCUCUCAGUUUUUGUUUUCUUUCUUGUUUUCUUCUCUUGAAAGGUUUGUGGGGUAAACAGUUGAAUUUAUUGAAUCAUUUGUUUGUUUCUGCACACGACUGUGCUUUUAUGUCACAAUUCAGUGUUUGUCAGUGUGAAGAAUGACCCCAGGAAUUCUGCUGUGCAUGUUUUACUUUCACCAGGUUUGUGUUCAAGUUUUUUUUUUCUUUUGGCUUCUCCUUCUUUAGGGGUCGCUACAGUGGAUUAUCCACAUUUGAUUUGAUUUGGUCAAGAUUUUCUACGUGGGAUGCCCUUUUCUGACACAACCCUCCCAUAUAUCUGGGCUUGGGACAAUUUAGAGUGUCCACUUAACAAUUAGCACAUGGGGAUUGGGUGCCUUGCUCAGGGGUACCACAGCCCUUGACCUGGUGGGGAUUCAAAUCGGCAACCCUCUGGUUACAAGCCCUAUUCCUGAGUUUAUAAAACUUUUUUAUAAAUCUAGUACAUGUCUACCUUUUCUAUCCAUUUUAUAGCUGUUUUUUUUUUUUUACAUAAAACAUUCUUCUUCACUGUGCAGCCAAACUUCAGAAACUAAAAUUGCAAUAUCAAGCCUGCUGUCAUUAUCACAAAACCUUAAAGCAAAGAAUUGUUUCACAGUAAAAGUUAAAUAAUGCUGCAUUCUUUUUUACACUGGAGCACUCAAACAUACAGUAUGUCAGGCUAACCGUUGUUAGCCAUUGUUACAAAUACCAACACUUUUACACUCUCAGCGGCAUAGCAACAAUGUUAACUCAUAAACAUUUGAACAGUAGCAUGUGAACAACCGAAUUAAUGUGAAAAGAAAGAGUAAAAGUAGCAGAGUGUUUUAACUGCUGACGCAUCGUCACUAACGUUUAGUCACCACUGUACAAUUCCAACGUCCGACUACAACUGGAACGCACAAUGAACCGUGUCAUGAAAAUGAGGCCGUCUGGAUUUAUUUGGAUUUUAUGGCUGUGAGUUCUUCUGCUUCCUUUCUCUAAGAUAACUUUCACUUUCCAUAUCUGACAGUUAUUCAACCGUUUAGGUAUCAAAGUACUGAGAAGAUGUGACGCACCGGUGAAUCUUUGUCUGUGAUUGGGCGGUCGUUCAGAGGGUCUACCGUAAUGACUCUAUUUCUCUGCUUUCCAGGAGUUUUAGUAUUUUCGAGAUAUCACAAACAGUCUACGAGUGAUGGUAAUAGUAUGGCGGCGACAGGACGCUAACAGAAGCGUUAAACCUGGUCUCACCUCGGUCCAACCGCCCAGUCGGUAACAUGAAUUCAUGACUUGUUUGUUACUCCAUGACAAUAAUUCAGCGGUUGAACCUGUAGACAUGAAGUCAAGCUUAAUUUAGCCUCAUUCCUUCUUUUCCUCGUAUUACUGCUCUGACACAAUUCCUCAACUCUGAAAUCAUGUUACGUGAACUUGAGCUGUAAAGGAAUCAGAAUCAGAUUAGUGAACUUUGCGUUCUUCACAGAAGUUUGAACAAAUAAAACAUAAAUAUAGCUUGCGGUACUAUUUAUCCAGAUGAUUUUCGAUACUUGGGUACUAACCAAUGAGGAACUGGUACCACACCCUCACGGUGAGGAUCGCUGGCAGGUUGGUGCUGCUUUUGUUCCUCCGGGUCAGAGGUCAUUCAUUCAUUCAUUACAUUCAGAUGUGUGUUGUUUUUUUUAUCUCAAGAUGCAGUUUAAUCAUCGGGAAACUCUUUGUGUUUGAUGUUGUUCUUACUCCACUGUCCGACUUGUUUUUCUUCCAAUGAGCUGAACAAAGACCUGGUUUGACAGGUUUAUGGAACAGAUUCAACAAAGCUUUUUACUCCAUGGCUUCAGCCAUUGUUUUCUUUCAGCUGACGUCGGCUCAGUCGUGAUCCAACUUUACUUCUAACAUUCCUCUUUCGGAGCCGCUCGGACGCUCCAGACAUAUCAUCUCCACUCUCAUCCAGAAAGCACAGAAGAUGACACAGAUUUAUUUUUCUACCAAAGGUUUAGUGGUUACACAGCGAGCCUGGAGAAAAGAUUAGUCCUGACCACACGCAGUGGGAGUCGGGAGGAAACGUCUCAGGUCAUUCAACUCCUCAGGGCUGUCAAAUAGUGACGAGUGAUUACUGUAGAUAAUCUGGAGCUCCUUCACAUUAAAAGUCAUGUCUGUGUGUACACAUAUACAUAUAUAUAUACAGUAUAUAUAUAUGUAUGUGUAUAUAUAUAUAUAUAUGAGCAACUCUGGGCUCUUUUUGUAUAUUGUGAUGAAUUUCACUGGGAUAUCAAUAAUGAUGAUAAUAAUUAUAAUAAUAACAUCAGAUGGAUUAUUAUAGAUAAAGGGAGAGUUCAGGAUUUUUGAUGUAGCUGCGUUUGCUCCACGUGCUGAGAAGUCGCCGGCGCGAGGUCGGUGAAAACAUGUCUGACACUGGGGACAAGUGAAACUGAUUUUAUCAUUUUAAGUCUAUGAAUUCUUGAUAACCCUGCAUGUUCACUGCUUUAUUUAACUUUUCCAACAUGAAACUGACGUUUGUGUGACUUCGUAAACCACCUCGCUCUCCCACACCAUCAGUUUAUGUCAUGACCUCCGUCAGUGAACUCAUUAAUGUUAUUUUGUGACUUCAGUGUUUGAAAACCUUUUUUCAGAUUUACCUCAUUAACACAGAUUUACUAAUGGAGGCCGCCGUAGACCAGCAGCUCCUUGUGUGCAGUGACAGAACAAAAACAAAGUUCAGUUUCCUGUGGGAAAAGUCUGUGAAACCAGUGAAAUAAAGCAAUGAGCUUAUUCUUAAGAUAUCAUAGACUUAAGUUGACAAAGAAGUUUGAUUAAGUUAGAAUGAGUUUGAUCUCUUGUCCCCAAACACGGCCACUUUCCUCUACCUCAGACAACCUCACUUAAAUAAAAUCCUGAAUCAUCCCUUUAAAAUCCAUGCAGAUAAAAUGCUGUAGAUUAAUUUAGACUCAUUUCUCUCUCGUUGUGUUACACGUGUGUGUUUCUGCGUCACGGACUGCGUCGACACGUGAUCUAAACGCAGAAAAAAGCCUGAUUGUUAUUUAGUUUGACACUCGAGCCGUUUGGUGCUCGUCAUGAGUCGGAAUCACUGGAGAACACAGAGUUUUUUUUAAUGCCACUGUAGUUUGAUUUUUUUGCUAACUUUAAAGGGGCUGCUGAGAUGAAUCAAUUAUUGAUUUGUGUGUGUUUUUUAAUAAUUAAAACACGUUCUCUUGAGCUUCCAACUUCCUAAAUGUGAAUAUGUUCUGGUUUCUUUGGUUUCAUAUUGUAAAGAAAUAUUUAAAAACUGCUUGAUUUUGGUUUGGGGACAAAACAAGACGUGAUCUUUUUGAGGUUUGGGAAAGAAACUUUUCAGACUUGGGGAGAAAUUGAGCUCACAUUUACAUGAUAAGAAGAGAUGGCACGAUACUGCUUUUUUGUGACUGAUAUCACAAACUCAAGUAUCUGCCAAUACAGAUAUCCAUCCAUUACAGUCAUUGUUGAUCUUUUAAACUACGAAGCGGUUUCAAAGACGUAAUUCUCCAACUGUGUAACAAAUGUUCUUCUCCCGUAAAGUGGAAAAAAACAUCUUCUGCCACAUUUUUAUCUGUCUGAUAUCCAGUCUAGUGAUUUGGACCGAUAUCGGACCGAUAUCAUGUCAGCUCAUCCCUAAUAAGAAGCUGCACGAGCCAUGAAAUAACGUCACAUGACAGUUUGUCCAUCAUUCUGUCACAAUCGCUUUGGUUUUGGUUAAAACUGGAUCUUUUUAAGAUGCUGAAACAUCACAGUGAAUUUAAAUGAAACGGGAAUUGUCCAAGCCGUCCCUCACCUGCAGGUCUUAAAUCAACGUCAACGACCACAACAAGCAGUCGCCACUGUGUACAAACAACAACUAACCACUAAUCCAUCCAUAAAAUGUCAGAAGAUGAUGUUCUCCAAUGUCUCGUUUUGUCCACAUUCACACUUUUAAUGAUUUCUUUGUCAUUUGGAGCAAAGAAACCAGAAAAUAAGCAAAAGAUAAAUAAAAGAAGCUGGAAAAUCACAGAAAAACCAGAGUAAUCGAUUAGUCGUCGAUUAAUACUCGAUCAAUCACUCACAAGCCUUGGACUUGUUUCUCAUGUGUUACUAACACUGUUUAAUUUCACAGUUUGCCUUCAGCAGUUGGUUUAAACUGAGGUGAAACUGAACAAAAACAAACAAAACCUUUGACUUAUUUCUGCUGGAUCUGAUCUGAUGUUUAAAUGAGUCGCAGGUGAACGAGGAGUCGUUGUUUUUCACCGUCUUCCUCUUUUUAAAAAACAUUGAUUUUCCUGUUCUUGGUUGUGUGAGGACUUGCCUUAAAGGAUGCAGUGAGUCACAUUUAUGUUUCACGUCUCUGAUGGUCGUGUGUUUGAUUCUCUUUUGUUUGCUCGGCUAAUAAAGAAAAAACUAAGGAAACUUUUAA